This is a messenger RNA of Eufriesea mexicana, 1184 nucleotides long. It is a transcript of the gene Ubc10, whose product is annotated as ubiquitin conjugating enzyme 10. NCBI's taxonomy places the organism in Eukaryota, Metazoa, Arthropoda, Insecta, Hymenoptera, Apidae. The coding region runs from base 283 to 762 and encodes 159 amino acids. The transcript has 4 exons. The record is from RefSeq and is a predicted model, not a curated record.
ACAUAUGUAUAUAUGUAUAAAUCGUAAUGUACGCACGCGUACAAUACUAAAGGAAUGGAUGGACAGUAAUUCAUAUUCGUGAUUAGCAGUAAAUAUCUACAUUUGCAUCGAUGAGGAAGCUGUGUUUUGAAAUAAAAUCCAACAAAGAAGAAUUUAUAGUGUUUUGUUCUUGAAAAACUUCAGUAGACAGAUACUAGGGUAUUUUCGAAGAUAGAAUAGCUGUGAAGCCAUCACCAAGGAACUUAAUAAGUUUUACUACUUUUAGAAGAAUUUAUUUUCAAAAUGGCGGCUACAAGAAGAUUGCAAAAGGAACUUGGUGAUUUACGAGCUUCGGCAAUGAAAAAUUUUACAAAUAUUCAAGUAGAUGAAUCAAAUAUUCUCACUUGGCAAGGCCUCAUAUUGCCGGAUAAUCCACCAUACAAUAAAGGCGCAUUUCGUAUUGAAAUAAAUUUCCCUGCAGAGUAUCCCUUUAAACCUCCAAAGAUAAAUUUUAAAACAAAAAUAUAUCAUCCAAAUGUGGAUGAAAAAGGUCAAGUAUGUUUACCAAUUAUAAGCGCUGAAAAUUGGAAACCAGCAACAAAAGCAGACCAAGUUGUACAAGCUUUGAUAGCAUUAGUUAAUGAUCCUGAACCAGAGCAUCCAUUAAGAGCAGAUCUUGCAGAAGAAUUUUUAAAGGAUAGAAAAAAGUUUUUAAAAAAUGCAGAAGAAUUCACAAAAAAGCAUGCAGAAAAAAGGCGGGAAUCGUCGUCAUCUAAUGAAUAACCACGAGUGACUGAUCUUACUCACCAUGAUGCCUGCCGCCCAUCAGCUAAUUUAAUUCAAACCAAUAUAAGACUUCUCUGCUACAUGAAAAACAAAUUGAUUGAGAUACAUGUGUACAGUAUUGGUUAAUCACUGACAAUGAUAUUAAUAUGUGCAAAUUGUAAGGUUUAUAAAGUGGAUUAACAAAUUUUUCAGAACAAAGUAAAAGUAUAAUAAACUAACUGUAUGAUAUUGUAUACAAUUUGUAUUUUGAAGUUAUAUGGAUAUAUAAUCCAUAUGAUUCCACGAAGCGUGAAAAAUAUCACCUGUUCUUUUUUCUGUCAAAUUUAAGGCAAUUACAAUUUGUUAUGAACAAAUACAACAUUAUACAAUAAUGCAUUUACUUCCAGUGUUAAAGAUACAUUAUGAACAUGUUAACUCUU